Molecule: messenger RNA, 1590 nt
Organism: Fusarium musae
Lineage: Eukaryota; Fungi; Ascomycota; Sordariomycetes; Hypocreales; Nectriaceae
Exons: 3
Coding region: 1-1590 (529 amino acids)
Biological process (GO): malate metabolic process; fumarate metabolic process; tricarboxylic acid cycle
Cellular component (GO): tricarboxylic acid cycle heteromeric enzyme complex; mitochondrion
Molecular function (GO): fumarate hydratase activity
Source: RefSeq, a predicted model, not a curated record
AUGCUUCGAACCGUCACGGGACGCGCUGCCACCUCGGGUCUUAUGAAGUCAGCUCUGCCUCGGGUCUCCCAAGCAGCUGCGUCCACAUGCUCGCUUGCCCCGCAACUGCGACUUCAGAACAAGACUCGGGUUGCUGGUCUUCAACUCUCCAGAGCUAUUCACAGCACUUCAGUCAGAAUGUCUCAGACGCGAACAGAGAGCGAUGCCUUUGGCGAGAUCCAGGUCCCCGCCGACCGAUACUGGGGAGCCCAGACGGAACGAUCUCUCGAGAACUUCCGCAUCAACCAGCCCCAGGAUCGCAUGCCUCCACCCAUUGUCAAGGCAUUUGGUAUCCUGAAGGGUGCUGCCGCCACUGUCAACAUGCGAUAUGGCCUUGACCCCAAGAUUGGUGCUGCUAUUCAACAGGCCGCCAAGGAGGUCGCUGAUGGCAAACUCAUCGACCACUUCCCUCUUGUCGUUUGGCAGACGGGCUCCGGCACUCAGUCCAACAUGAACGCAAACGAGGUCAUUUCCAACCGAGCCAUCGAGAUCCUCGGCGGAACUAUGGGUAGCAAGAAGCCCGUCCACCCCAACGACCACGUUAACCGUAGUGCCUCUUCCAACGACACCUUCCCUACUGUUAUGCAUAUUGCUGCUGUCCUCGAUCUUGAGGGCGAGCUCUUGCCUGCCCUCCACAGCCUCCGUGCUGCCCUGCAGAAGAAGGUCGAUGAGUUUGAGGCCAAGAAGAUUAUCAAGAUCGGACGUACCCAUCUCCAGGACGCUACACCUUUGACUCUCGCCCAAGAGUUCUCUGGUUACGUCGCUCAACUCGACUUUGGCAUCAAGCGUGUAGAGAGCUCUCUCCCUGACUUGCGUCUGCUCGCCCAGGGCGGCACCGCCGUUGGCACCGGCAUCAACACUUUCCAGGGCUUCGCUGAGGCUAUUGCUGAGGAGGUCACCAAAAUGACUGGCACUGAGUUCAAGACUGCCCCUAACAAGUUUGAGGCUCUGGCUGCCCAUGACGCUAUUGUCCAGGCCCACGGCUCUCUUAACACCCUUGCUGCCUCUCUCACCAAGAUCGCUCAGGAUAUUCGAUACCUCGGCAGUGGCCCUCGCUGUGGCCUUGGUGAGCUUAACCUCCCCGAAAACGAGCCUGGCAGCAGCAUCAUGCCUGGAAAGGUUAACCCCACGCAAUGUGAGGCUUUGACCAUGGUCUGUGCCCAGGUUAUGGGCAAUCACGUUGCGACCACUAUUGGUGGCAUGAAUGGCCAGUUCGAGCUUAACGUUUACAAGCCUCUGGUCAUCCGCAACCUCCUGCACAGCUCCCGCCUUCUGACUGAUGGCAUGCGCUCUUUCGAGAAGAACCUAGUUGCUGGUCUUGCUGCUAACGAGGAGAAGAUUGCCAGCAUCAUGAAGGAGUCGCUCAUGCUCGUCACUUGCCUGAACCCCAAAAUCGGUUACGACAUGGCCAGCAAGGUCGCCAAGAAUGCUCACAAGAAGGGUCUGACCCUCAAGCAGAGUGCUCUCGAGCUCCAGGCUUUGACUGAGGAGGAGUUUGAUACUCUUGUCAAGCCUGAGCUAAUGGUUGGCCCCAGCCCCUACAAGGGGUGA